GACAGCUGAAGCUUCAUACAGCAGGUCGUCUGAUUUUUUAAGUCUUGGUCGUCUUUGGUUUGUUUUUAACGAAGCUGUCCUAUGGAAGGAAUUGAAACGUCUGACGGAGAUUCUGUGCUGCAGUCCCUGGGACUGUGCAAGCUCUGUUUCCUUCGAUAUACUGGUGUGAGAAAGACGCAGGAAUACUGUACAAUUAAUGAAUCCGAAGCCGAUGAGCCGCCCACGAAAUACAGAAAAGAAGACACCUGUGUUGCCUGUCUUGGCCUUUUGCAGCACUUGACAAAAGAUUCUGAGAUCAAACACAUAGUUGAAGACCUCUCCAAAGCCAAUUACGAUUCGCCGGUGAUCACCUGUGCUGUGUCCCUGCCCAUCGCGUUGCAGAUCAGAGCCCAUUCCAUUGAACUAUUUCUCAGCGAGAAACUAGCAUCCUUUGAACGCGUCAAGGUGGUGCCGAUAAAGGAAGCAUGGAAAUGGGCCUGCUCACAAAGGAUCGCCUCCGCCGUCAACAAAGAGUCUUGCAGCGGAGCCACCUGCGACUUUCUGGUCAACAUCAACGUCGAGUACUCCCAAGACCUAAAGGAAUGCUCCGCUCUGGAGCAGGUGCACUCGCUCAAGUUUGAAGAGAGGAGAAAGCAAAAAAGAAAAUUCCACGGGCAGUUGUUCACAAGGCAAGGCGUUGAGGGGAUGCUGAAUAGCACCACCAAGGAGGAGUUUGUCGCCAAAUUCGACUACCCACCAACUGCACCGGCCGAGCCUGCCUUCUACAACGGAGUGCAGUGCUCGCACAAUGCCAUCUUCAUUGCCGGCCGAUACAACAAAUUCAGCCGAUAUCUGAGCCAAACACCGUGGCUUGUUGAGGGAGAAAGGCGCAUGGAAGGAUCAGUGCAAGAGCUCGUUAGCAAAGUUCUGGAGGAGCACUGCACAUCUAAAAACAGCAAAUUUGUCGCCUCGGGCCGAGAAGAUGUUGACGUGCGAACGCUUGGACGAGGAAGGCCGUUUGCAGUGGAGCUGCCAGAUCCUCACAAAACAUUUUUUGACCCUAGUGAGCUGGUGAUGAUGCAGAAGCUAAUAAAUGAGGGAGCAAGAGGAUUGAUCCAUGUGCGAGACUUGCAGCGAAUCCACAAAGAUGAGCUUGUUCAUUUGAAGAUGGGAGAGGAGAGCAAAAGCAAGUCAUAUGAGGCUUAUUGUGUUUGCUUGGAAGGAGAAUUGCUUGAUGAAAAGCUGGACGCCCUGUCUAACAUAAAGAACUUAGUUUUGGAGCAGAAAACACCAAUCCGAGUUUUACACAGGCGGCCCCUGGCUACGAGAAACAGGACUGUGCUCCAAAUGAGCGCUACUAGAGUUGAUGACAAGUUCUUCAAACUGUGCCUCGAGACGCAAGCUGGCACAUACGUCAAAGAAUUUGUGCAUGGAGACUUUGGCAGGACCAAUCCCAACAUGUGCACUCUUUUGGGAGUGUCUGUUGAUAUCUUGGCCCUUGAUGUUAAGCAAGUGUUCCUAGACUGGCCCAAGUACAUCAUCCCAACUGACUCGGAUUCUGUGCCAGUUUGCUAGUUUAGUUUUAAUAUCAGUUUUAUUUUGUAUGCUAAUAAAUAUAACUUUUUAUAAAAUCAA
This is a messenger RNA of Cloeon dipterum, 1614 nucleotides long. It is a transcript of the gene Pus10, whose product is annotated as Pseudouridine synthase 10. Bases 82 to 1554 code for a protein of 490 amino acids. Gene Ontology annotation, molecular function: RNA binding; pseudouridine synthase activity. The record is from RefSeq and is a predicted model, not a curated record. Gene Ontology annotation, biological process: tRNA pseudouridine synthesis. Lineage: Eukaryota; Metazoa; Arthropoda; Insecta; Ephemeroptera; Baetidae. The transcript has 10 exons.